Torulaspora globosa is the source of this 1758-nucleotide messenger RNA. RefSeq names its product Ecm25p (gene ECM25). Gene Ontology annotation, molecular function: GTPase activator activity. Gene Ontology annotation, biological process: small GTPase-mediated signal transduction. Gene Ontology annotation, cellular component: cytoplasm. NCBI's taxonomy places the organism in Eukaryota, Fungi, Ascomycota, Saccharomycetes, Saccharomycetales, Saccharomycetaceae. The transcript has a single exon. Bases 1 to 1758 code for a protein of 585 amino acids. The record is from RefSeq and is a predicted model, not a curated record.
AUGCUGCAUGUCAAUGUAAAUAGGAUCUUUUUCAAAUCAUACUCUAUUGAUCCCAUUUCUGGACACAGCAUAUAUGUCUUCGACUCAACUUUCCUUCCUGAGCCAGAUGAAGUUGGCGAUAAACAGAUAUACGAUAUGCUCAUUGAUGAGCUCACCGACAAACUGAUAGAACGGAUACCAUGUGCUCCCUUCUCGCUUGUGGUUUUCUCGUCGGGGUUCAUUCAGAAGAAGAUAAGCUGGGUAUACGGCGUCAAAAUGUUCUCAAAACUACCCCAUGAACUACGGAGCCUUCUACAAAAGACUUUCAUCGUUCAUGAGUCGUUUUUCGUCAGAACUGUUUAUCAAGUUUUGUCUAAUGCAAUGAGUAUCAAAAUGCUAGGUGCAUACAGCUCCCAAAGCACAAAAAGCUCGGAGCCUUUUUCGAUGGUUCAUGUAUCGAAUCUAACUGAGCUCUCACAGCUGAUAGAUAUAACCCGACUGAGGAUUUCGCUAAAUGUCUACCUGCACGACUAUCAGAUAAACGAUUACAUCGAGUUGCCAGACGGAUAUUAUUCACGUCUAUCAUCAGUUGGUAGUCGGCAAUACAGGCAGCUGAUUUUUGAUAAGAUUUUCAAAAGACUAAGAUUGGAAGCGGUUGCUAAUGAGCUUAUAUUUCAGAAGCCGGGAUCCUAUAAAAAAGUUAACAUCCUUCUUGAUGUGAUUGAAAGAAACAAUUACGUUGAUCUUUCUCAAUGGGAUAUUUACUCGUUGGCCUCUGUCUUUUUACAUUUUCUGAGGAAUAAAUCGCAACCUUUAAUACCUAUCGAUUUGGUGCCACUGCCAAUCAAAGACGACUUUCAGUAUACGUUUCAAACCUUUUACAAUAUCAUCGUGCAUAACCAUUACUUCGAACUCUUAAAGGCUAUUUUUCCGCUGUUCAUCUCAAUUUUAGAAUGUUCUGAUGUUACCAAACAUAACAAAACAAGCCUGGGCAAAGCAUUAACACCAACCCUAUGUAAGGAGAAAAUGUCUAUGAUGAGUGCUGACCGAUUGGCGUUGGGAGGUCGUUUUAUCAGAAACCUGUUCGAAUAUUUCCCUGCAAUUGUAGACCAACUGCACAAUCGAAGAACCGCAAUGGCAGCAUCUGUAACCUCUGCUAUCGAGCAGCCUCAGAGACCAACAAAACUCACGGCUCCAGUAGCUUUACCGCCGCCCAAUAUACCCCGAGCGAGGAAAUCGAGCCCUUCGAGAUAUGGAGAUCUGAAAUCAACCGAUGCUUCUAGAUCGUCUUCUCAACAAUCGGACAACAGUCGCGCUGUUAGUUCUGCAUCGACUUUUAUAAGCGAAGGAGGACCAAUACUCAAAAACAGAGAGCUGAGCAUUUCUUUGCGUGUCCACAAUGACUCAGUAACAACCUUAACUGAUGAGUCGACUGAAUCAAGAUCAACCUCGCCAGUGAGAACAGCAGAAGCCAUAAACCAGAUGGUCACGGAUGAUACGGCAGACGAUAAGUCGACCGACAAUGCAAAUAAUAAAAUAACCGCAGAGCCUACUAACGUGUCAUCCGAAAAAUACAGCAAGAUUGUUCAGUUCGAUAAAGAUCUCGAGAAACAAAAACAGCUGAGCAAUAAAGCAAAUUUGAACGCAAAAUUUUCCUUGCAGGGUUACUCGGAUAUCAAGGUUGGUAAUAAAGUGAGCAAACUAGCGGCUCUUUAUGAAGAAAGACUGCAAGGACUUCAAAUCCUCAAUCAGAUCAACAAGACCGAAAGUCACUCUUGA